AUGGCAAUCCGGGAAGUCCGCUUCGACUACACGAGAUGUCACGAGAUCGACUUGUACGACGAACCCGAACUCAUGCCGAGCGAGAACACGUAUAGACACUUCAAAGCUUCCUCGACUGGUCAUCCCUUGACGCAGUGGAAACGAAGCAAUCAGUCGCUCACGUUUGAUGGGAUAACCAAGAAUUAUACCAUGUGCACAAUCGACUUCUUUCUCCCCGACGAUCUCCAGCCUCCAGUCCUCUUCUACUACCACUUGACCGAAUUCCACCAGAAUCAUCGGAAAUACGUCACUUCCCUGGAUGGGUCACAACUGAAAGGCAAAAGCGUCAGCCGAGGAUCUGUCAAGGAUUCAUGUUUCCCAGUCACGUCGAGCCGAAGAGAUGGUGGAGAGGAGAAAGUCAUCUACCCUUGCGGCGCGAUAGCCAACUCCAUCUUCAACGACACUUUUGCGGAUCCUCAGCGGCUUCUCGGCCCGGACGCAGACCAACCUGUCCCAUACGCCAUGUCAAGAACCGGCAUCGCCUCAGACCUGGACAAGGAGCUCUACAGGCCGACAACGUACCCGGUUCCCCCCGGACCAGGUGACAACGACAGCGCUGUCAUAGUGCCGCCUCCCAACUGGGCGGAGAGGUUCCCGAGAGGCUACCACUCCGGAAACAUGUUCAACCCGGCAGAGGACGAGGCAUUCAUGGUCUGGAUGCGCACGGCCGCGUCGCCCUCUUUUGCAAAGCUGGCCAUGCGGAACAGCGACGAGGUCAUGGUGAGGGGGAUGUAUCGACUGCAGGUGUUUUCUCGUAAGUUUUGA
Colletotrichum higginsianum IMI 349063 is the source of this 804-nucleotide messenger RNA. RefSeq names its product LEM3/CDC50 family protein. The transcript is spliced from 2 exons. The coding region runs from base 1 to 804 and encodes 267 amino acids. Gene Ontology annotation, cellular component: endoplasmic reticulum; plasma membrane; Golgi apparatus. NCBI's taxonomy places the organism in Eukaryota, Fungi, Ascomycota, Sordariomycetes, Glomerellales, Glomerellaceae. The record is from RefSeq and is a predicted model, not a curated record.